Molecule: messenger RNA, 1252 nt
Organism: Phyllotreta striolata
Lineage: Eukaryota; Metazoa; Arthropoda; Insecta; Coleoptera; Chrysomelidae
Source: the annotation of a GenBank genome assembly
CAAAAUCGCAAUAUGAAAUUUCAACUGUUGCUCCUUUUGCUGAGCGUAGAAAUUUUGCAAUUAUGUUAUAGUCUUUCUGUAAAAAGAAAUUUAGUAGAAAAAACCGAAAAGAAAAAUCUGGAAGACUUUAUAAACAGAGAUCACAUAAGAAGAAAACGUUAUCUAGGGCUCAGCAGAAAAUUCAAAUUAAACAAACGCUAUGAAGAAUGCAUUGGACCAGGAGACGUAAAAGGACAUUGCAAACACAUAGAUUACUGCCCCACAUCCAUUUUUCAGCAAAUCAACACACUGGUUUAUUUAUGCGUGAUAGAGGAUAGGUUCGUUGGCGUUUGCUGUCCCGAUGACAUAGUUGCAACAGGAGUCGCAGGAUCCCAGCUCAUAGUAGAUUUACCAGCUGGAGGCAACGACUAUGACGAGCGCGACAAAUAUACAGGAUGCGGUCUUUCGAGUGAAAGAUCCUCGACGGAGACGAAGCAAGCCAGCAUACAAGAAUGGCCUUGGAUAGCAGCGCUGUACAGGCAUCCGCAGCUGCAGCAAGGAUUGGAGCAGCAAUUCUGCGGAGGCGCCCUCAUAACAGAGAGCCACAUUCUAACCGCCUCGCAUUGCACUCAAGGAUUGAGCGCCAAGGACAUCCGCGUCCGCCUGGGCGAAUACGACUUCGACAGAUCGAACGAGUCGCGUUCGAGGGACUUCGAAGUGGCCGAAAUUAUAGAACACGAGGGUUUCGUUCUGGCCACGUACGAAAAUGACAUAGCCAUUGUCAAGCUGAAAACGCCGACGAGCUUCAAUUCGUACAUGUGGCCGAUCUGCCUGCCGCCGCGCGACAGGGACUACGUUAACGAGACUGUCGUUGUGGCCGGAUGGGGACAGCAGUAUUUCGCCGGACCGACUAGCCCCGUCCUGCUGCAGGUCGCCAUUCCCGUGUGGCCUUUGGACCGAUGCAUCAAUUCCUUCUUGCAGAGAGUCACCGACGACAACAUCUGCGCGGCUGCCUACGAAGGCGGAAAGGACUCUUGUCUGGGCGAUUCCGGAGGACCGUUAAUGUACCGGCUAGAAAAUGGCAGAUGGAUAACAGUCGGAAUUGUAUCAUGGGGAAUUGGAUGCGGAAAUAAAAACAGCCCCGGGAUCUACACAAGAGUCGGUAACUAUUUACCCUGGAUAAUAAAACACACCAUGGUAAAAAAACCCUAAACAUAAUGUCUUGUCGAAUGUAGUUAGUACUUAAGCGGAUUAAUAAAGUUGAAGCAAAUUU